AUGUCCUGCAUCAGCGCAAGCAAAUCUGGAUCCAACGACGCCGUUUUUCUCUUCCCGUCCUCUUCGUCUUCCUCCGCCGUCGCCAUUGACUGGCUGCUUUCUCCGCGGGUGUGGCGCCUCAAACACGCCUCCACCGGCGGCGGCGGGUUGCUGCCGCCGGUCCCCGGCAAAGACAGAGUCAACGCAGUUAACUGGUCGCAAUCCGUAUCUUCCACAAUCGCCGCCGAUUCAGCCGGAGGCGGCGACGCCGGACGCUCCGCAAACGAAUUCCGGUUCACCGGAAAGAAGAUGUUCACAUUCUCCUCAGAGCCGCCGCCGCCGUCGCCGGAUUCCGACCGAGAUAGGCUCUCCGGACUCGAACUCAACCGACGGAUCAUCGCCGCAGAGACGUCGCCGCUCUCCGAUCUCCUCAGAACCUGUGACAGCCGCGCCUCGCCGCCGCCGCCGCCGCCUGAGAGCCGCCGCUUGAGCGUCGAGUUCCAAUGGUUUUUAAUCGCGUUGUCCUCUUGCGAUCUUCGCCCAACGGUUGCCGUGCUCGGCGUGCGCCCUGAGGAUGAUUCCGUCCUCCUCCGCCGUGAACGGCCGGUGCUCCACCACCGGCGAGAGCUGAUUGCACCACCGGAGGCGGCACGAUUUCCCCAAUCUCCCCGGAAUCGACUGGCUUAUCAGCGACCAAUUCUUCGCGCCGUUGAUAUUAACGAGCCUCCGGAGCAGGUCGUCCUCCUCCGGGCUCCACGGGCCCUUGAUCUUGCUAGGAGCUCCGUCCCCUGCAGCCAUGGUAGUGGAAAUGGAGCGGUGGGGCGGUUGAGGGAGAAGGACACGUGUCGGGAUGGAGGAGUAUUUAAUGGCGGCGGGUUUAGUUUUUGUAGGCCGUUGGGAUAUUUUUUUUUGUUGCCUGCACUGGAUAUGUUCGACGCGGAGAUCACCCUAAGCCUCCUAGAAGACUUGCUCUCCAAGCAUCUCUCGGUCACGUGUCAUUCCUUGACCAACGAGGCUUCCUCGGGUCGCCAUGUAUACGCGAGUGUCACCCAGCGAUGCGUCCCCUCGCCCAUGCGCGGUUUAUUCGGGCCUAUCAUGUGCGUGUCCGCUAGGUCGUCCCACUCUCUUGACCCGUUACGGGAUGCUCGUGCUCCCCCGUCCGUGUGA
This is a messenger RNA of Striga asiatica, 1146 nucleotides long. The record is from the annotation of a GenBank genome assembly. NCBI's taxonomy places the organism in Eukaryota, Viridiplantae, Streptophyta, Magnoliopsida, Lamiales, Orobanchaceae.